AUGGAGGGACCUCUGAAGGAACUCGCCAAGCUAGAGCAGCUGACCUCCAACUCAUCGUCGAGCAAGAGCAAGUCCGUAGAGGAUUCCCUCGAUGCCCUGCUCCAAUACUUACACCAAGUUCAAGACCGCUUGAAGGCGGGCACUGAGACCCAGGACACAUUUGCUAACCUCACGAAGACCGUGGAGGCCCGGAAGAAGGAUGUCGAGGAUAGACACAGAGAGAUAUACUCGUGCCUGUCGCGGUAUGGCAAAGCUCUGGAUAAGAAAUUCACGAGCUCAUUGCCGACGUCUCCUCCUAUGUUUGCGUCUCCUGAGGCAACGCAAGCGCUGGAACGAACAGUUGCCAUCCACUUUCUGCGCACGGGGCAGUUCAAAGUAGCUGAAACUUUCAUCGAGGAAUGCGGGGCAGACGUGUCUCCUGGUAUGCAUGGCCAGUUCUGGAAAUUACAUCAGAUUCUCCAGUCGUUGAAGAAUCAGGACAUUGGCCCUGCGUUAUCAUGGACGAAGGAUAACCGCGAUUUUCUCGAGUCCCGUUCUUCGCCACUGGAGUUCUACCUUCACCGCUCCCAGUACAUACGCCUGUUGCUCGCCUCUCAUCCUCCUCAGCCGCUCCCCGCUCUAGCCUAUGCGAAAGUGAACUUUGGCCCCUUCUACGAGCGACAUGCGCUGGAGAUUCAUCGACUGAUGACGUGCACUGCCUAUCUGCCUUUAUCACGUCUGCAAACAUCCCCGUAUGCAGAUCUAGCGUCGCCUGCGAUCCACUUUGACCUGGAGCCCAUGUUCGCUAAGGAGUAUUGCGCUAGUAUGGGUAUGAGCAGGCAGGUGCCGUUGAGGGUCGUUGGGGAUAUCGGAGGGGGAGGUGCACUGGCGCGGAUCGAGAAAGUGAGGAAGCUCAUGAGAGAGCGGAAGAGCGAGUGGAGUCAAACUGAUGAGCUACCAGUUGCGUUUCUCUCCACUAUCGAAAUACCGCUCCCUCCGGAGAACCGGUACCACUCGAUAUUUGCCUGCCCUGUGUCGAAGGAGCAGUCGACUGACGCGAACCCGCCAAUGAUGAUGUCGUGUGGGCACGUUAUUGCCAAGGACAGUCUGCAGAAGCUGAGCAGGAACGGAGGACGCGUCAAGUGUCCCUAUUGCCCGCUGGAGUCUAAUGCAAGUGCUGCUUUACGCGUGUACUUCUAG
Molecule: messenger RNA, 1179 nt
Organism: Gloeophyllum trabeum ATCC 11539
Lineage: Eukaryota; Fungi; Basidiomycota; Agaricomycetes; Gloeophyllales; Gloeophyllaceae
Exons: 6
Coding region: 1-1179 (392 amino acids)
Biological process (GO): proteasome-mediated ubiquitin-dependent protein catabolic process
Cellular component (GO): GID complex; nucleus; cytoplasm
Molecular function (GO): ubiquitin protein ligase activity
Source: RefSeq, a predicted model, not a curated record